This is a messenger RNA of Equus caballus (horse), 1899 nucleotides long. It is a transcript of the gene PECR, whose product is annotated as peroxisomal trans-2-enoyl-CoA reductase. Gene Ontology annotation, biological process: phytol metabolic process. NCBI's taxonomy places the organism in Eukaryota, Metazoa, Chordata, Mammalia, Perissodactyla, Equidae. Gene Ontology annotation, cellular component: peroxisome. The record is from RefSeq and is a predicted model, not a curated record. Gene Ontology annotation, molecular function: trans-2-enoyl-CoA reductase (NADPH) activity.
ACCUACAUGUGCCGGAGACAGAGGCUGGCAGAGGAUGCUGCGAGGAAGCCGCCGCCUGGAGCGGUCCUUCCCUUGGAGGAUGGGGAGCUGCCGCGGCGCGCGGGGCGGGGCGGGGCGGGGCCGGCGGUGACGUGGGCGUUGUCUUCUGUCCUGCCCACCUCGAUGGAGGCGGGGACCCAGUGUCCCAGUCCGACCUGGUCUGCGCUGCUGGAGCUGAGACGCUCCGCGGCGAUGGGUGCUUUGGUUAAGCGCAGCAGCUUCCUGGCUCACGGCUUGCUGCAGCACCAAGUGGCCAUUGUGAGCGGCGGGAGCACGGGCAUCGGAAAGGCCAUCGUCACCGAGCUCCUGCGCCUGGGGUGUAAUGUGGUCAUUGCAUCUCGGAACUUUGAUAGAUUGAAAUCUGCUGCAGCUGAGCUGAAGGCCAGCCUGCCCCCCUCCAACCAGGCUCAAGUCACUCCCAUAAAAUGCAACAUCCGGAGAGAAGAGGAGGUGAAUAAUUUGGUCAAAUCCACCUUAGAUAUUUACGGUAAAAUCAAUUUCUUGGUAAACAAUGGAGGAGGCCAGUUCCUAGCUCCUGCUGAACACAUCACUGCAAAAGGGUGGCAUGCCGUGAUCGAAACCAACCUGACGGGCACCUUCUACAUGUGCAAAGCAGUUUAUAAGUCCUGGAUGAAAGAGCAUGGAGGAUCUAUUGUCAAUAUCAUUAUCCUUACUAAAAAUGGAUAUCCGGGAAUGUCGCACAGCGGAGCUGCCAGAGAAGGUGUUUACAACCUCACCAAAACCUUAGCUCUGGAGUGGGCCAGCAGCGGAGUGAGGAUUAACUGUGUUGCUCCUGGAAUCAUUUAUUCCCAGACUGCUUUUGACAAUUAUGGAGAUUUGGCACACGAUCAAUUUGGAGGAUAUUUUCAGAAAGUCCCAGCUAAAAGAAUUGGAGUUCCUGAGGAGGUCUCCCCCUUGGUGUGCUUCUUGCUGUCUCCUGCAGCUUCCUUUAUCACCGGACAGCUAGUGGCCGUGGAUGGGGGCCAGUCUCUGUACACUCACAUGGAAGAGAUACCAGAUCAUGACAACUGGCCUGAAGGACCAGGGGACCUUUCUGUCGUCAAAAAGAUGAAGGAGGCUUUUAAGCAGAAAGCCAAGCUCUAAGCCAAGGAAACAAGGAGGUGUCCUUUGUGUCCAAAUGCCUUAACAUUUUGAGAAUGCACUUCUGGACUUUACAGGAGCUGAUAAUUUGUAUGGAAAAAUCACUUUCUGCUUUUUUUACUAACAGUUAUGUCUAUGCAAAAACUACUCCUGAAAGAAAUGCAUUUGUAAGUCCCAACAAAUGCCCUUUAGCCUGUGAUUAAAAAACAAUUUUAGGGGCCAGCCCCGUGGCCGAGUGGUUAAGUUUGAGUGCUCUGCUUCGGCGGCCCAGGCUUUCCCCGGUUCGAAUCCUGGGCGCUGACAUGGCACCGCUCAUCAAGCCAUGCUGAGACGGCAUCCCACAUGCCACAACUAGAAGGACCCACAACUAAAAAUACACAACUAUGUACCGGGGGGCUUUGGGAGAAAAAGGAAAAAUAAAAUCUUUAAAAAAAACCCCAAAACAAAAAAACCAUACUCAGGCUCUAAUCACGAUAAUAAGAAAUUAGAGAAAUUAAAUCAUUUAAAAAAAAUUUUAGGAAUGGAAAUUAAUACACUCUUAUUAUACUUUUUAUUUCUAAGAAAGGUAUUUGAAAAGUGAAAUAAUUGCAAAUUAAUCAUAGAGGUCUCAUGAUCUCCCAAAAGGUUUUAAUAUUUAAUUGUAAGGGUAAGCAAUAAAUCCAAGUUAUGGCAUCGUUAUGAUUCUUACUAGAGUUAUGCUGUCACUCAUCUUUGGUGGCAAACACUUUCGAAUCAAUAAAGCUUUAUGGUAAUUAUCAA